Molecule: messenger RNA, 1215 nt
Organism: Closterium sp. Naga37s-1
Lineage: Eukaryota; Viridiplantae; Streptophyta; Zygnematophyceae; Desmidiales; Closteriaceae
Source: the annotation of a GenBank genome assembly
AUGGCUCCUGCUGGUGACGUCCCGACCCCGUCUGCUCCUGGCGCCGCUGCUGUGCAAGGGAAGAAGCCGUCGGACGCGCGACCAGAUCCGGUGACUCCCAAGACGCUUUUCAACAAUACGGCAGGCUCAAAAAUGGUUAACAAGCUGGUGGAGCGUACGUCGGCCCUCAAGCUGGACGACCUGCCGGCACCAGGGAAGGGAGACAAUGCGGUUAAGCCAUCUGCUGCUGGCAGCUCGUCGUCGGCGCCGGAUGUGCUGGACAAGGGCAAAACGAAGGCUGAGGACAAGGACAAUGAGGACGGUUACCUCAGUGACGACCCGGACGAGUGCCAGGACCCAGAGGUGCUCAACGCAAUCGCUGCACAGGCGGGAUUCGCCAUCACCCUGCUGGUCCCGUUCGCCUGGAACAAGGAGGUUCCCCGCACCAUCAACACGGUCCGGCAUCUCCUGCUGGUCUGGGGGAAGCAUCUGUCAGAGAAUGUCAGGACGACGACUGGUUUCAAGCAGCUAUCGGCUACGUACCUCUCCAAGAAGCAUUUCGGCCGGCUGCAGGUGGUCUUCCAGCAGGAGGCUGACGCGAAGUUCGUCUGGAGCCGCGAGGUGGAACAUUACACGAUGAAUGACAAGAAGAUUACGCUCGGCUGGCAAUACCCGGAGAACGCUGGUUACCUGAAGGAGCGUGCUUUGCAUCCGGAGGCGAUCGAGGUGCUGCUUAAGGGGGUCCCGGCGGUGAUCUCUCCGGAGAUGAUUCGGAAGAACCUGGUGACUGCGAUGCUGCUGAAGCGAGGUCGUACGUCGUUCCUCGAUGGCUCAUCUUUUCAUAGGGUCCUGGAUCCUGUCUCAGGGUCAGACACCGACAAGAUCAAGGGCCUGGUGUACAGGCACCCGGGGCAUAAGUGCUCGCAGCAGCGGGCUCUCGAGCUGACUUCUGUGUCGUCUCCCCCCCAAGCAGCUGCUUCCCUGAAGCUGUCGGCAGCGUCGAAGAUCAUAAUGGCAGACCCAGCAGUUUCCCUGACUUCGGUGGGAGGGGUCCGGGAGGAAUGGAUCUGUGUGCAAGAGGAGUGCGGGAAAGCUCAUGGGAACAACCUCGAACAGGCGGUGGACCAUGUUCAGUCACAGCUCCACUGCUCUGGCCUGCUCAAGGCGGGAGCGGCUACCCGGCAGAGCAGGGGGAAGCAGAAUCUGGCGGAUGUCCGGAAGGAGUACGGGAAGUAA